AUGCUCCAAGACAACCAAGAUUAUCUUCGACAUGCAAUUGCUGAAUGGCAAAAUAUGCCCGUUAAAGAAAAAUUAAUUUGGAUAAAAAAAUCAGAAAAAGACAAGAGAAGAUAUCAACGUGAAGUUGUUGAAUAUUACAAAUUAAAAUAUCAAAAUGUGGAAGAACAUUUUGAAUAG
Molecule: messenger RNA, 177 nt
Organism: Meloidogyne enterolobii
Lineage: Eukaryota; Metazoa; Nematoda; Chromadorea; Rhabditida; Meloidogynidae
Source: the annotation of a GenBank genome assembly